Messenger RNA from Peronospora matthiolae, 756 nucleotides. NCBI's taxonomy places the organism in Eukaryota, Oomycota, Peronosporomycetes, Peronosporales, Peronosporaceae. The record is from the annotation of a GenBank genome assembly.
AUGACGCGCGGCUCCGUCUCUACGCCUCCUCUUCGUCUCACUCUCCUGCUCCUCGCGCUCUCAUCUCUCGCAGCAGCUGAGCCUCAAGCCAUGUUUGGCUACAUCCUCGCAGACGACCAGGGGAGACCCGAGACGAGUCUGGACCUCUACGCGCCUUCCGAUCGCGGCUGUGCCUUGUGCCGCAACGAGGAAAACUGCUCUUUGGCUGUGCACAACCAGUCGACUGGCGUGUUUUGCGGGGACGUGCUGGCGACGUUUCAGCCGUGCUGCUGCCGGUUCCGCAACGAGUGCAUGACGAGCAUCUACUUGAAUUCGUGCGUGUGCUACGAUGGCGGUCGGGAGGAGGAGAUGGUGACGACGCGGUUUUACCUCUUUGUGGGGCUCUCGCUCAUUGCGUGGGGCUUUCUGCUCUACGACCGGAUGUGCAAAGGACCGUACAAAGUCAUGAACAGCAAUCGCCACCAGCUGUUGAGCUCGCCUUCAGCAGCGAGAGCAAGAGGUGUCGACAGUGUGGCAGAUACAGUGGAGAGUGAGUCGGAGGAGGAAGAAGGCCGAGAUGGUGUCACUGUGGUUGUUGUUGCCGGUGAAGAUGUGAGGGUGGACGCUGCAGAGAUGGUGCGUGAAGAUGGCGGUGGUCGUGGUGAAGCUGCUGUACUUCGAUCUCAGUCGAUCUCAUUAGCUGCUACUUUGACUGCGGAUCCGGAUGUUGAUGCUGCACUUGACGAGUCCCGGACUGACCAAAGAGGUUCGACAUAG